This is a messenger RNA of Tachysurus vachellii, 2248 nucleotides long. Its product is annotated as tripartite motif-containing protein 16-like. The record is from RefSeq and is a predicted model, not a curated record. NCBI's taxonomy places the organism in Eukaryota, Metazoa, Chordata, Actinopteri, Siluriformes, Bagridae. Bases 45 to 1739 code for a protein of 564 amino acids. The transcript is spliced from 6 exons. Gene Ontology annotation, molecular function: zinc ion binding; protein binding.
CUGAGUGACUCUCUCUCUCUCUCUCUCUCUGUGAGUUCAGGAAAAUGGCUGAGGCGAGUAUUUCAGUAGAUCAGCUUUCAGUGGAUCAGUUCAUCUGUUCAGUGUGUCUGGAUCUCCUGAAGGAUCCGGUGUCUCUCUCCUGUGGUCACAGUUUCUGUAAGGUGUGUAUUAAUGACUGCUGGGAUCAGGACGAUCAGAAGGCCGUCUACAGCUGUCCUCAGUGCAGAGACACUUUCACACCAAGGCCUGUUCUACGCAGAAACAACAUGCUGGCUGAAGUGGUGGAGAAACUGAAGAAGACUGAAGUCCAAGCUGCUUCUCCUGCUCACUGUUACGCUGGACCUGGAGAUGUGGAGUGUGAUUUCUGCACCGGGAGAAAACACAAAGCCGUCAAGUCCUGUCUGGUGUGUGUGGCUUCAUUUUGUGAAACUCAUCUCAAACCUCAUCUUGAAAGUCCUGCUUUGAAAAAACACACAUUAAUUGAAGCCUCUGGAAAUCUACAAGAGAAGAUCUGCUCUGAACACGAUGAAGUUCUGAAGAUCUUCUGUCGUACUGAUCAGAGAUGUAUUUGCUCUUUGUGCAUGUUGGAUAAACAUAAAGGCCACGACGCUGUAUCAGUUGCAGCAGGAAGAGCUGAGAAACAGAGUGAGUUAAAGGAGGAGCAGAUGAAAUUCCAGCAGAGACUCCAGGAGAAGCAGAAGAAGGUGCAGGAGCUGAAACAGACUGUGAACACUAUAAAGCUCAGUGCACAGACAGCAGUGGAGGACAAUGAGAGGAUCUUUACUGAGCUGAUCAGCUUCAUGGAGAAAAAGCGCUCGGAGGUGACUGAGAUGAUCAGAGCUCAGGAGAAGGCUGAACUGAGUCGAGCUGAACCACUCCUGGAGCAACUGGAGGAGGAGAUUGAUGAUCUUCAGAGGAGAGUCACUGAGAUGGAGAAGCUUUCACACACACACGAUCACAUCCAUUUCCUCCAGGUAACACACACUCUUAUUAGACCUCAGUCUCCUCUAUUAAACAGACCAGAUUUUGACACGUCCAGCAUCAGGGUCUCUCAACAUCUGUCAUUUGAUGGAGUGAAGAAUUCUCUCUCAGAUCUGAAGAAGAGACUGGAGGAAUUCUGUGAGGAGGAAUUCAACAAAAUCCCUCCACAUGCUGCAGCAGUUCAGAUCAUUUCACCACCAGAGCCACAGAACAGAGAAGAGUUUCUGAAAUAUUUCUGUUCUCUGACUCUGGAUCCCAACACGUCACAUCGUAAACUCAUUCUGUCUGAGAAGAACAGAGCAGUGACAUUCAGUAUAAUAGACCAGCAGUACUCUGAUCAUCCAGAGAGAUUUGACUCCUGGUGGCAGGUGUUGUGUAAGGAGAGUGUGUGUGGACGCUGUUACUGGGAGGUGGAGUGGAGCGGUGAUGGUGUGUCCAUAUCAGUCUCAUAUAAAGAUAUCAGGAGGAAAGGAGAUGGUGAUGAGUGUGUGUUUGGACGCAACAAACAGUCCUCACGUCUGCGAUGUUCUACUUCUUCUCUCUCUUUCUAUCACAACAACAUUAAGACUGAUCUCAGAGUUCCAUCGUCCUCCAAAAUAGGAGUGUAUGUGGAUCACAGUGCAGGAACUCUGUCCUUCUACAGCAUCUCUGACACCAUGAAGCUCCUCCACAGAGUCCACACCACAUUCACUCAGCCUCUAUACGCUGGGUUUAAACUUAGUCUUCUGUCAGAAGUGAGGUUGUGUGAUCCACAAUAACAUGUAUCUGGUGUUUUAUGGGAAUGAGUGUGUGUGUGUGCCCUGCGAUGGGUUGGCACUCCGUCCAGGGUGUAUCCUGCCUUGAUGCCCGAUGACGCCUGAGAUAGGCACAGGCUCCCCGUGACCCGAGGUAGUUCGGAUAAGCGGUAGAAGAUGAAUGAAUGGUGUUUUAUGGUCAGUAACAAGUACAAAUUGAAUCAUGAAUGAUCUUAUAGAAAAACUGUUUCAUUUCAGCAGGAUUACUCCUUAUAGUGUCAUUAAAGAGGUCGUUCCUGAGAAACAAAACACUUGUGAAAUGUAACACAAACACAGAAUAUUCAUUCUUUGUAACAUGGUAAUCAUUUUUAUUUUAAUCUAGAAGUGAAGUUUGUAGGUUUAAGGGGUGUGUCUGUGUUCAGAAUAAACCAAUCACAUUCACUCUCAUGUACAAAGAUCAUUCAUACAUCUGCACCAAUUAUAUGAUUCUGAUGAACUCCAAAUAAAGAAGCUUCUGUAGGACUUUCUUUAAA